UUGUCAGUCAUAGUCAUUUUUACGAGAUAGUGGGCGUGUUUGUUUACGUUUUUAUUUUAGCCAAUCAAUAGUCAGCACAAACGUGGACCGUACCUUUCAAAAUGGCUGCGCCCGAUAAAAAGUAUGGUUUAUUCAUUCCAAGAAAUGUAAAGAAGAAGACUGAACUAACAGCUGCCAAUGUAUUUGGUGAUGACGCUGAGGAAACAGAACAGGUUGCAGUAAAGCAAGGUGUGACAUCAAAGUAUGGGGCCACCUCCAACAGCAAGAAUGUUAUAAAAAGACAGACACAGUUGGAUAUAGAUAAAGCCCUGGCAGAAGACCCCAGUGUAUUUGAAUAUGACAGUGUUUAUGAUCAGAUGGCAGGAAAGAAAGAAGAGAAAUCUAAAUCAAAGAAGGUCAUUGAUAAUAAGCCACGCUAUAUAACACAGUUGCUGGUAGCGAGUGAGAAGAGGAAGAAAGAAGAUGAGAGAAGACAAGAGAGGAAGAUACAGAAAGAGAGAGAAGCUGAGGGGGAGGAGUUUGCUGAUAAAGAGGUGUUUGUAACCUCCGCCUACAAGAAGAAAAUGGAGGAACGCCAGGCGGAGGAGGAGAGAGAAAGGCUGGAGGCGGAGUUAGAAGCAAAGCAAGAUGUGACAAAACAAAGUGAUCUGACAGGGUUUUAUAGAUACUUGUUACAUGAGAAGACUAAAGAUGUUAGUAAAACAGAGGAAGACAGUGAGGAGAAAGUUAAAGUGAAAAAGGAACCAAAAUCUUCAUCGUCAGAUUCUGAAAGUGACCUUGAACAGAGGUCAAAUCCUAAAAAGUCUUCAAGCUCAAACGUAGGUCAGGAGUCAAAGUCACCUGAGCGUGCGAAAAAACAGUAUCGUAGGAGAAAUGAAAGUGAAAGUAGUGAUAAUAGUGAUGUCGAUAAAAACUCUGCAAGGGAUAAGUCAAGGAAUAAAACAGGAUCUAAAUCUGAUUCUAGAAGUAAACAUUCUUACGAUGAUGAUUCGAGAAGAAGUAAAAUCAGAAAUGAUGAUGAAAGACAUAGAAAUGAGGAUAAAAGAAGGAAAAGGUCAAGGUCAAAGGAAAGAACUAAUAAAAGGAGAGGAGAAGAUAGAAGAUCACCAGACAGAAGGAGACACCGGUCAAGGUCAAAGGACAGAAAGAGGUCAAGGUCAAGAGAAAGGCAAAGGGAAAGGUCAAAAUCAAGGGAAAAGUCAGGACUAAGAAAUGAUAAACAUUCAGAACGAAAUGGAUCUGAAAGAAAUAGAUCUCAUAGAAAUGAAAAAGGAUUUUCAGAAACAGGGAAACAUGGUGACAAAAGUGACAAUGCAAAGCCUGAUAAAUCUAGUGAGGAGCCUAAAUCGAAAUAUGCCAGGAAGACAACGGAUGGUCAAGUAAAUGAUGCACGAGCCAGGUAUUUGGCACGAAAGUUGGCACAAGAGAGGGCUUUACAGGCAGACUCUAAAGGGGAUACAUGAUUCUCAUCAUAAAAACUAUUUUUGUUAUAAUACCAUUCAUUGUAUCCAGAUUUAUAUUGAUAUAAUGAUAUCAGAUGAACCUUGGUUUUAAUUUGGGGAAGUGUAUUGAACUAAGGCAAUUGCAUUUCUUUUGGUCAAAAUAAGUAUUGAAUGGAAAAGAAGUUUUUCUUAAAUUGACCUUCAUUUAAAGGGGACUAAGUUAAUAGUAAUACUGAUUAGUCUAUGGUUAAAGGCUUGUGCAAGGUUGAUGUAAAAACCAAAAUAAUCUAACAGGUUGGCCUUCAAUUUUAGUGCCACUGACCAGACCCUGGGGACUGUUCAGUACUGUUUGUACUUUGUAUUUUUGUAUCAUGAUAUUGAAAUCCAUUUUUUAAACUGCAAAAUGAUGGAUUCACUAUCUUGGCCUUAGAAAAAAGGUUAAAAAUGGAAAUAGAUGUAUAUUUUAUGUGUUAAAGGAAAGACUGAUCAGCGAUGAAAUACAAAGUAAGGGAAAUAACUUUGCAAAUUUCGUAAAUGUAAUAUACAUUCUAUAAAACAAUCAGUGAAUAUUAUGAUUUUAAAUAGAUUUAUGUUGAUAAUGCUGAACAUAGAAGUUUAACUAUAUUCCAGGUGUAAUAUUCCAGGUUUAUGUUUAUAGAGUGUUUAUCAGUGAUAUUAUUAUCAAAAGAUUUCUGCAUUGAGUAUUGUUAUGAUAAAUAUGAAUAGGUGGUAAGAUUUCUAUUACAGAAUAAAAUAGAAUUAUCGAUAACAAUGCAGAUUUUGUGUAGUCAGUUUUUAGUUUUUUUUUUUUUUCAAAUACAAAACAAUUGCUGUUCACUAACAUAAGUAAAUAUGCAUACUUUAGAGAAACUACUUGUUCAGAUAAUUUUGAAAGGGACACUUUUGUUGAGUUGUUAAGUUUGUUGUCCUGAAACAGCUUGCCCAUCACCACUGGUGAAUCUUGUCAGGGAAUUGGAUUCUUUCAUUUGAGGGAGCAAUCUAGCUAGGUUACAGAAUGUCAGUAGUUAACACCAUUUGAAAUAAUGAACAGCAGGACACCUGAGGUCCUCUAUUAUUAGUAAAGCUGGAAUUUAGUCAUAUGACCUUUACAGUGACAGUGUGACCCAUAACUAUUAAUUUUGAAUGAAUUGUCUCCCUUUAUAGUACUUACUAAUGCUUAUAGAGAGAACCACUUGAAAAUAUUUAAGAAAUUUGACGCAGUGCAGUGUUGCUAGUUUACUUUGUUUUUAGCUCACCUGUCACAAAGUGACAGGGUGAGCUUUUGUGAUCGCUUUUCGUCCGUCGUCCGUCGUCCUAAACUUUUACUUUAAAUAACAUUUCCUCAUAAACCACUAGGCCAAUUUCAUCCAAACUUCACAGGAAUGUUCCUUUGGUGGUCACUUUUGAAAAUUGUUCAAAGAAUUUAAUUCCAUGCAGAACUCUGGUUGCCAUGGCAACCAAAAGAAAAAACUUUAAAUAUCUUUUUCUAAAAUACCCAACGAGCUAGAGCUUAGAUAUUUGGCAUGAAACAUCUGAUAGUGAGUGUCUACCAAGUUUGUUCAAAUAAAAGCCCUGGGGUCAAAAUUGGCCCCGCCCCAGGGGGUCAUUGAUUUUCCCUUUAUACAUAUAGUAAAAACUUAAAAAAUCUUCUUUUAAAGAACCCAAAGAGCUAGAGCUAAGAUAUUUAGCAUGAAACAUCUUCUUAUGGGUGUCUACCAAGUUUGUUCAAAUAAAAGCCCUGGGGUCAAAAUUGGCCCGCCCCAGGGUGUCAUUGAUUUUCCCUUUAUACAUAUAGUAAAAACUUAAAAAAUCUUCAUUAAAAGAACUUAAAGAGCUAGAGCUAAGAUAUUUAGCAUGAAACAUCUUCUAAUAGGUGUCUACCAAGUUUGUUCAAAUAAAAGCCCUGGGGUCAAAAUUGACCCCGCCCCACGGGGUGAUUGAUUUUCCCUAUAUGCAUAUAGUAAAAACUUAAAAAAUCUUCUUUUAAAGAACUCAAAGAGCUAGAGCUAAGAUAUUUAGCAUGAAACAUCUUCUAAUGGGUGUCUACCAAGUUUGUUCAAAUAAGAGCCUUGGGGACAAAAUUGGCCCCGCCCCAGGGGUCAUUGAUUUUCCUUAUAUGUGUAUAGCAAAAACUUAAAAAAUUUUCUUUGGAAAAACUUAAAUAGCUAGAGUUUAGAUAUUAAGCAUGAAGCAUCUUCUAGUGAGUGUCUAUAAAGUUUGUUCAAAUAAAAGCCCUGGGGUCAAAAUUGGCCCCGCCCCGGGGAACAUUGAUUUUCCUUAUAAUUUUUUUUAUGUGUAUAGCAAAAACUUAAAAAUCUUCUUUGAAAAACCUGAAUAGCUAGAGUUUAGAUAUUAAGCAUGAAACAUUUUCUAGUAAGUGUCUACAAAGAUUGUUCAAAUAAAAGCCCUGGGGUCAAAACUGGCCCUGCCCCAGGUGUGUCAUUGUUUUAACUAUAUGUGUAAAGAAAAAACUUGAAAAAAAUCUUC
Ruditapes philippinarum (Manila clam) is the source of this 3929-nucleotide messenger RNA. Its product is annotated as nuclear speckle splicing regulatory protein 1-like. Gene Ontology annotation, biological process: regulation of alternative mRNA splicing, via spliceosome. The record is from RefSeq and is a predicted model, not a curated record. NCBI's taxonomy places the organism in Eukaryota, Metazoa, Mollusca, Bivalvia, Venerida, Veneridae. The transcript has 7 exons. Bases 102 to 1463 code for a protein of 453 amino acids.